AUGGGAGUUUCUUGGGUCGACAGUUACUUUGAAAAAAAGUACCCCAUCUUAUCCAAGUCUAGCACCAAGACUUCACAACAUGUUGCUGCUGCUCCAGACACUAGCUCUAAAUCAACCCUGACUGAUCUUACUCCCCAGCCUUCUACUACUGAGCGCGCCAUAUCUGCAUCUGGUCGGCCCAUUUAUUCUCGUGGCGAGGUGGCCCAGCAUAAUUCUCUUGAAACUGGAAUUUGGGUAACCUAUGUCGAUGGCGUGUACGACAUUUCUAAGUUUGUAACGAUUCAUCCAGGUGGUGAACGUAUUCUUCUUGCUGCAGGACAUGCUAUUGAUCCCUUUUGGGCAGUCUUUUCUGUUCAUGCUACACCCGAAACUCGCGAACUUCUUGAAAACUACCGCAUUGGUGAUCUCAUGCCUCGUGCCGAAGAUUCUACAGCACAAGAUAUAGAGUCACAUAGCAAAGGCAUCGAGCUAUUGUUUAUCAAUGAGCCUGAGCGACAUCCCUCUUUGCAAGUAAGAUCUGCUCGUCCUUGCAACGCGGAAGCCCAUCCAGAUUCACUUGCCACUUUUGUUACUCCCAACGAAUUGUUUUUUGUUCGUAAUCACCUCCCAGUGCCCAAUGUUGACCCUGAGCUAUUUCGUCUGCAAAUUGAAGGUCCCGGUAUUCCCGAUGACUAUUCACUCAGUAUUGAUGAACUAAAAACCAAAUUUACACACGUAAGCGAAACUGUAACACUUCAAUGUGCAGGCAAUCGACGUAAAGAGAUGCACGAUGUCCGACCAGUCAAGGGUUUGCAAUGGCAAGGAGGUGCCAUCAGCAACACAGUCUGGACAGGCGUUCGUCUUCGGGAUGUUUUGGCAGAUGCAGGCUAUCAGCUUCCAGAUUUUACAUUGCCAAAUUACGCUGAAGAUAUAACACAUGUUCAGUUUGACGGAGUUGAAGGAUAUGGUGCAUCCAUUCCAAUUGAAAAAGCAGUUGAUCCACGUGGAGAUGUUCUUUUGGCUUUUGAAAUGAAUGGUGAGCCUAUUCCAAGAGAUCAUGGAUUUCCCCUACGAGCAGUUGUUCCUGGUCAUGUGGCAGCAAGAAGCGUCAAAUGGGUUGGUAAAAUCACUUUAAGCGAUGAAGAAUCCCAAUCUCAUUGGCAGCAGCAUGAUUACAAAGGGUUUUCUCCAUCUUCUACUUUAGAAACCAGCGAUUACUCUAAAUCAAACUCGAUCCAGGAACUCCCUAUUCAAUCUGCAAUUCUGUAUCCUAGAGCUGGAGACGAGAUAUGUGCAAACGAUGAUGAUGAGGUGAUUGUCAAGGGAUAUGCGCUCAGUGGAGGAGGUAGACAUAUUUAUCGAGUAGAUGUUUCAGCUGAUGAUGGUAAGACGUGGCGAGAUGCAGAACUGGUUCAAAUGGACAAAAAGCCUUAUGGCAGGCAAUGGGCGUGGACACAAUGGGAAGCAAAGCUUCCAGCAGAAUGGGUAUCUGAGCGUGCUCAAGAAGGAAAGGUUACAUUUGUAUGCAAGGCGAUUGAUUCAAGCUACAACUCUCAGCCAGAAACAUUUGAGAGCAUUUACAAUGCUCGUGGUGUGCUAGUCGGUGCGUGGAGCCGUGUUCAAGCCAAUUUCAAAUCUAAAUGA
Batrachochytrium dendrobatidis JAM81 is the source of this 1623-nucleotide messenger RNA. RefSeq lists its product as uncharacterized. Gene Ontology annotation, cellular component: mitochondrion. The record is from RefSeq and is a predicted model, not a curated record. Gene Ontology annotation, molecular function: molybdopterin cofactor binding; heme binding; sulfite oxidase activity. The transcript has a single exon. Lineage: Eukaryota; Fungi; Chytridiomycota; Chytridiomycetes; Rhizophydiales. Gene Ontology annotation, biological process: sulfur compound metabolic process. Bases 1 to 1623 code for a protein of 540 amino acids.